UUCAGCAGUGGAAGCAUUUUUAACGUUUGAAAUCUUUGUGCUUUUUUGAUUUGCAGAGAGAUGAAAUAUAAUCCAGGAGUGUCUCUGUGAGUAAAAACCCUCAGCAGGACUGCAGACAUGGAUCCAUUCAAACAACAGAGAGUGGAGGACUUCUAUGAAAUCGGUGAAGAGCUGGGAAGCGGACAGUUUGCCAUCGUGAAGCAAUGCAGAGAGAAAAGCACGGGUCGGGAAUUCGCCGCCAAGUUCAUCAAGAAGCGUCAGAGCAUGGCGAGCUCUCGAGGCGUGAGGCGGGAGGAGAUCGAGCGGGAGGUGGAAAUCCUGCAGCAGAUCCAGCACCCCAACAUCGUCACGCUGCACGACGUCUACGAGAACCGCACCGACGUGGUGCUCAUCCUGGAGCUGGUCUCUGGAGGGGAGCUGUUUGACUUCCUGGCUCAGAAAGAGUCUCUGAGCGAAGAAGAGGCCACACAGUUCAUCAAACAGAUCCUGGAGGGGGUCAACUACCUGCACGCCAGGAAGAUCGCUCACUUUGACCUCAAGCCGGAGAACAUCAUGCUGCUGGACAAAAACGUGCCGCUGCCCAGAAUCAAACUCAUCGAUUUCGGCCUGGCGCACAAGAUCGAGACCGGGGUGGAGUUCAAAAACAUCUUUGGGACACCAGAGUUUGUAGCUCCAGAGAUCGUGAACUACGAGCCGCUCGGACUGGAGGCCGACAUGUGGAGCAUCGGAGUCAUCACCUACAUCCUGCUGAGCGGAGCCUCACCUUUCCUGGGAGAGACCAAACAGGACACUCUGGGGAACAUCUCCGCCAUCAACUACGAGUUUGACGAGGAGUUCUUCUGUCACACCAGCGAGCUCGCCAAGAAGUUCAUCAGCCAGCUGCUGGAGAAGGAUAAGAAGAAGAGAUUAACCAUUCAAGAUGCUUUGAAUCACCCGUGGAUCAAGUCUAACGAGCACAAAGAGGAGAAUAAAACUCAGGAGCCGAAGAAGCGGGAGCGCCGCCAGCUGAAGACGAAGCGUCUGAGGGAGUACACCAUCAAGUCUCACUCCAGCAUGCCGCCCAACAACACCUAUGUGAACUUUGAGCGCUUCGCCCAGGUGGUGGAGGACAUCGACCAGAUGGAGAGCUCCUUCGUUGGCCUGGCGGCCGCUCACGACUCUCUGCAGGAAGACAUCGACGCCAUGGUGUCCGUCUACAACGAGAAGGAGGCCUGGUACAAGGAGGAGAGCGAAGGAGUGCGUCACGAGCUCUCUCAGAUCCGCUACGAGUUCAGGAAGGUGGAGGCCUUCAAGAGGAACCUGCAGGACGACAUGCAGGCCUUCAGCUCCACCCUCGGAGCCGUCAGCAGCCGCUACCAGGAGAGACAGAACCACUUCGACGCUCUGCGCCUGGAGCUCAGCAACGAGCUGAAGUGGGUGCAGGAGGUGAUGGGGUCGUUCCCCCUGGACGGAGGAGGAGGAGGAGGAGGAGGAGGAGGAGGAGGAGGAGGGGGAGGAGGAGGGGGAGGAGGAGGGUACUCCAACUGCAGCUUCUCCACCGUCUUCAACAACGACGUGAACGAAGCCCUGAAGGAGCUGCUGAACCGUUCCUGUGGAGGAGAGCUGCUGGCAGGGAUCAACCUGGACUUUGAGUCCGGACAGCAGAGAUAAUGCUUCUCAGUGUAUUUAAAGAGAAGUGAAACACAGCAGAGAUAAUGCUUCUCAGUGUAUUUAAAGAGAAGUGAAACACAGCAGAGAUAAUGCUUCUCAGUGUAUUUAAAGAGAAGUGAAACACAGCAGAGAUAAUGCUUCUCAGUGUAUUUAAAGAGAAGUGAAACACAGCAGAGAUAAUGCUUCUCAGUGUAUUUAAAGAGAAGUGAAACACAGCAGAGAUAAUGCUUCUCAGUGUAUUUAGAGAGAAGUGAAACACAGCAGAGAUAAUGCUUCUCAGUGUAUUUAAAGAGAAGUGAAACACAGCAGAGAUAAUGCUUCUCAGUGUAUUUAAAGAGAAGUGAAACACAGCAGAGAUAAUGCUUCUCAGUGUAUUUAAAGAGAAGUGAAACACAGCAGAGAUAAUGCUUCUCAGUGUAUUUAAAGAGAAGUGAAACACAGCAGAGAUAAUGCUUCUCAGUGUAUUUAAAGAGAAGUGAAACACAGCAGAGAUAAUGCUUCUCAGUGUAUUUAAAGAGAAGUGAAACACAGCAGAGAUAAUGCUUCUCAGUGUAUUUAGAGAGAAGUGAAACACAGCAGAGAUAAUGCUUCUCAGUGUAUUUAAAGAGAAGUGAAACACAGCAGAGAGAGGGGAAGAGGAAAGUCACAGGAGGACUGAGGACGGCCCGCCAGAGAAAGAUGGAGCAAAGACAAAGAGCUAACGUCUGCCACAGAGUGCAGUGUGUAUGAAACACGAGUCAGUCUGUCCAGCUGUGUGAAGACAAAGACAGAUGAUGGCUCUUCUGUUUGAGUAUUUUGUCUAUAAGACCUUUAUAAAGACAGUUUAUAACAUUUA
This is a messenger RNA of Notolabrus celidotus (New Zealand spotty), 2485 nucleotides long. It is a transcript of the gene dapk2a, whose product is annotated as death-associated protein kinase 2a. The record is from RefSeq and is a predicted model, not a curated record. Lineage: Eukaryota; Metazoa; Chordata; Actinopteri; Labriformes; Labridae. Gene Ontology annotation, molecular function: ATP binding; protein serine/threonine kinase activity. The transcript has 8 exons. Bases 118 to 1650 code for a protein of 510 amino acids. Gene Ontology annotation, biological process: protein phosphorylation; positive regulation of apoptotic process; intracellular signal transduction. Gene Ontology annotation, cellular component: cytoplasm; nucleus.